Messenger RNA from Racocetra persica, 765 nucleotides. NCBI's taxonomy places the organism in Eukaryota, Fungi, Glomeromycota, Glomeromycetes, Diversisporales, Gigasporaceae. The record is from the annotation of a GenBank genome assembly.
CCAACGAAACCUCCUGCUCCUUCUCCUUCGCAACCAACGAAACCUCCUACUCCUUCGCAACCAACAUCAACGGCAUUAACGAUUAUUUCGCCUCCAAUAAACGUUCCUGUAAAUGUUACUGAGACUAAAGAAACUAAAGAAAUCUCUCAACCAUCUAAUAGCGCAGACGCUAACGAUGGAACUACUGCUGCAGCUACAUCACCAACUUCAAAACAAGUUGCUAUGUCUGUUCCUCCUACAACUGCAGUUACACCGAAUGUGCCGAAGGAGAAGCCACCAGUUAAAUUACAAAGAAAUCGUGUUCCACUAACUAUGCCUCAAUCACCGAAGAUAACUCCCGUUCAAACCGUAGUAUCAACGCCACCACCAUUAGAGGAGCAGCCAACUGUGCGCACAUCUGCCAUUUCUGAGUCUCAGUCUGAUGAAACAAGCGUAGUUGAACCUUCCGAAACAGAAAUAGCUAUGCAGCCAACUUCAACGGAGGCUGCUAGUAUUCCUACUGAAACAACUGGACGUAAGCGUUCUAGAGAAGAUAGUUUUGAAGAGACUACUUCAACUGGUAAUGAGACAACUGAAAUGCAAGAUGUUCAGAUAUCUGACAAUACAAAUCCUAAUGUUGAAGUCGCGCCACAAUCUCCUGCUAGCAAAAACGAAGAAACGACGGUUAUAGCAGAAUCAGUAGCUAAUAAUCAAAUCGAUACUAAUGAAUCAGAACAGCCAUCUUCUAAAAGAGUUAAGGUGGAAGAUAGUAAUUCAGAUAUUUGA